Syngnathoides biaculeatus (alligator pipefish) is the source of this 2428-nucleotide messenger RNA. Its product is annotated as lathosterol oxidase-like. Lineage: Eukaryota; Metazoa; Chordata; Actinopteri; Syngnathiformes; Syngnathidae. The record is from RefSeq and is a predicted model, not a curated record. Bases 1589 to 2428 code for a protein of 279 amino acids. The transcript is spliced from 6 exons. Gene Ontology annotation, molecular function: iron ion binding; oxidoreductase activity.
UUGUUCUCCCAUAAAUUGUUGUGAAUGAGAAUGCUCAUACGUUAUUCAGUUUUGCUUUGCAUUUUUUUAUGUAUUUGUGUCAUAAUGCCAUUUGUUGUGUUUGUCAUGUAAUAAAUGGUUAUCACGUAAAGAAACUGUUUCACUGAUUCCAGUCUGUGGAAUUUCUUCAAACUAUUUGUGAAUUUGUGACCUCAGAAUCUUGAGCUGCACACGGCACGUAAAUGCGCCACUCGUCCUCAAAGGCGCUCGUGAGCAAAACAGUCAACGAGCUAUUGUGAUGCUGCUUUCAAGGACCGUGUGCAGUGGGAAAGAAAUGUUCUCAUCCACGUGUCUGUUGUGUACCAAAGAGCAAAACCACGCCAGACUGUCACAGUGUGCGUCUACGUGAAAGGGCAAAAGGUUCUGACGAAAUAGGACCCUGCAGCUCUAACAUGGGAACGUACGGUCCAGUACCAUGUAUUUCAAAUGGUGCAAUGUGAAGAAAAGGGAGGUAACUUGUUUUAGGAUAAAAGCAAAACAAAUGUAUUUUUAUAGCGCUUUACAUACACAAGGUAACUCAAUGAGUUUUAUAUUAUUAAAAGCAUUCAAAUACAAACACAUAUGAAAGAAUACAAUUAAAACUGCUUUUAGUGUGAAAAGUAUGAGUGAAAAGUGGAAGUACUCUAAAACGCUAGACAAAAAGAAAAGAAGGCAGUUGUUUAGAUGAUUAUAUACUGUGUGAAGAUCCAGCCAAUCAUAGCAGACAUGAUCAAAUUUGAGCUCCAUUUACGUUAUUUGCUGAGCAUGGCUAGGAUCUUGUUUCAAGUCCAGAGUAUGAGGCUGUGAAUGCUUCCGACAUACUUGUGCCACAUGUCUGCAGGAAAGUAAAGCAGUGAAAGGGGCCAGCUCGUCUCUCUAAAAAAAAUUGAAUGUGUGUGUGUGUGGGGGGGGGGGGGGAAUAGAUAUUCAAAUGAUGAACUGAGAAAUUGUGUCAGCAGCUCGUGGCUUAGCUUGCAUCAUGCAGUCACAGUUGUGUUGUAUUAGGAAUUACAGUUGAGGUGAACGUGUGUUGAAAGGCGGAGAAGGACUUUUCUACUGUCUAGGAAGCUUUUCACAGCUGGCCUCAGUCCGGGAGCAGGUUAGUUCAACGGAACAAUGAUUAAAGGUACACUUUUGGAAUAUGUUGCAUAUGAAUUUGUAUCUAAGGCUGCAUUUAGCUUUUCAUUUGAACACUUUCUGUGAUUGGAGUGCAGCAGUAUAUUUGUAUUCAAUGGCUGGAUUGUGAUGUGGAAGUGAUGAAUUAAAACAUUUUGAAAUUGUUAUAAAACUUGAUGAUAAAUGUGUUUAAUCUGAUUUUGGUUGCGGUCACAUUGUAGUUAUGGUUUCCCUCAGUAAACUGAUAUGACGGUGAAUGCCAUAUUAAUGCAUACUCGGUUCUUCAUACAGGUGACACCAAAUCUUGUGUUGCAUAUAUCAUUAUAUUUUGCAAGUGAUCUAUAUGAUAUGAUAAUUAUGUUUCCAAUCGUGUUUGCAGAAUCAAAUUAGCUUUGUCGUGGUAGAUAGUAAUUUUAUUGUUUCUCCACAGACAGACAGCUAAACAGACAUUGGCAUGGAUCAUGUCCUGAAAGUUGCAGACCAUUACUUCUUCACGCCAUAUCUUUACCCAGCCUCGUGGCCCGAGGACGGGGCUCUUCGUCAACUCAUCAGCUUGAGCCUGCUGACCAACCUGGGAGCACUAACGGUUUACUUCGUCUUUGGCACACUGAGUUUCUACUUCAUCUUUGACCACAGGCUCAUGAAACAUCCACAGUUCAUUGAGGACCAGGUAAGGAAAGAGAUCCAACUUGCAGCUACGUCCCUCUUCUGGAUGAGUUUCCCGACAGUGGGGCUUUUCUUCUUGGAGAUUAGGGGGCACAGUCAACUUUUUGAUGAUGUCAGCCAAUCUUCUCAGGGUUGGCCUGGGGUAUUCCUGAGCAUCGCUGGAUUUUUGUUUUUUACGGACAUGUGCAUCUACUGGAUACACCGCUCCAUGCAUCAUAGAAGCAUCUAUAAGCACUUACAUAAGCAGCAUCAUUUAUUCAAGAUUCCCACACCAUUUGCAAGCCACGCCUUCCACCCACUCGAUGGCUUCCUGCAGAGCUUACCUUACCAUGUCUACCCUUUCAUCUUCCCGCUCAACAAGGUUGUUUACUUGACCCUUUUCAUCUUCGUAAACAUCUGGACCAUCUCCAUUCACGAUGGCGACUACCGCAUCCCCGGCCCCUUGAUAAACAUUAUAAAUGGUGCCGCCCACCACGUGGAUCACCACCUCUUCUUCAACUACAACUACGGACAAUACUUUACUUUCUGGGAUCGUCUGGGAGGCUCCUACAAACAUCCUUCAGUCCUCCAAGAUAAUGGGCCACAUGUCCACAUUCGCAAGCUCGCAGGAAACACUCUCAGGCAGUGA